AUGUCUGCAACAUCAGCUGCCUCAACAUCCGACAAUACAAAGAAGAGAAAAACAUCAUUGAUGAUGGAAGCCUCGGAGGCUACUGAAAUUUUUGAAAAUGAUCAGAAUGAAAAGUUGAUUGAUGAAAUUUCUGAUGCGUUGCAUAGAUUGUCCCUCCAGAAGCAAACUGAAGAAAUGAUCAAGAAAUUGGUCGAGCAAAAAGAUCAAACAAGUGGUGAGAGUAAGAAAUCAUCCACUUUUGAUAAACUUGCAAUUCUUCAACAAAUGCAACAGGAAGAGAUGGUAGUGUUAAAAGUUGGUGGUAAAUUCUUUUAUACAACAAUGAAAACUUUGAUGGGUGAAAGAGGUAACUCUAAAGUUCAAACAAAGAAAAUUAUUAUUGCUGAUAAAGUUGGUAAAGCAACUGCUGGUAAGAAGAGAGGUGAAGAUGAAGAAGAUGAAGAAAUGGAUGAAGGUGGCGAUGAAGAAGGUGGUGAUGAAAUGGAUGAAGAUGGUGAAAGACCAAAAGAAGACGGUAUCUCAUCACUUGAAUAUGUUUGUGCUCAAGAUAACUUGUUUAAAGUCAUGUUUGAUUCUGGUUUUGGUAUUGAAAGAGAUGAAGCAAACAAGUCUGCAAUUUCAUUCCCUGACAGAAAUCCAGAUUAUUUCGAAUAUAUUUUAGAACACUUAAGACAAGGUGGUAAAGUUAAAUCUUUGGGUAUUGAAAAGUUGAAUGCUGACGAAUUAGAAAAUAUUUUAGAAGAAUCAAGAUAUUUUGCAACUGAAAAGUUAUCAGAAUAUAUCUUAUUCUUACUUGACAAGUAUCACAAAUAUGAUUCAAAUUUAUCUAAUUAUGCUGAAAUUGAAGAAAUUUUGAAUGAUUCUGUACAAAAUUUGAAAAAGGUUGAAAUUCCACUCGAACAAAUUCAACAAAGACUCAAAUCAUUUGAAGAUUCAAUCAACGAAUCCAAGAAGAGUGUUGGUGAAUAUUCACGCAAAUUGGUUGAACAAUAUCAAAACUUUAUUUUAGGUACUGAUUUAGAAAGUGAUUUAUCUGUAAAGAUUGAUGUUUCAGGUCAAAUUUUCACAAUUCCAUUCACAAGUUUGAGAAAGUAUGAGAAUUUCCUCCUUUCAAAAUACAUCUUAUCACCAAACUUUGGUUUAAAUGAAAAUGGUUGUGUAUUUAUUGAUAGAAAUCCAAAGUUAUUUGCCCUUAUUCAUGGUUACAUUAUCAGUGGUGGUAAAUUUAAUCAUUUCCCAAAGAAUCUUUCACAAGAAAAGAAACUUCAAUUGAAACAAGAAGCUGAAUUCUAUGGUUUGACAACACUUGUUCAAGAAUAUCUUGAUCCACUUCGUUAUCCAGUUGAAAAGAUUGGUAAAGAUAAUAUUGAAUUGAAAGAAAAGGAAGAUAAAUUGAGAGAAAUCUUUGCAAAGGAAAGAGAAUCACCAUUAUUGAAUGAUCCAUAUCUUUUAUUAUCACCCCUCUUCCAAAAUUUAGAAGAAAUUAAGAAUCAAGAAAAGUAUAGAAUUGAUAUUGGUCACUGUCCAAAAUUAUUAGAUUUAACAGAUAAGACUAGAUAUUCUAGACAAGUUUCUAAACCAAGACUUGUUAAUAAUUUGAAUGGUUUCAAAUUGAAUUGGCAUAGAUUCACUCAAGGUGCUUUGGAUGGUCUUGAUUGGAAUAAUGUUUUUGCUGCAGGUGGCGGUAUUCUUGGUUGUUGUUUGAAAGAUGAUAAUUUUGAUAAUAAUACUGCAGUCUCAACAAUUUAUCCAACUUCUGUUAAUGAAAGAACUGAAACAAAUACUUCAAGAGCAGUAUCAGUCAUUGAUGAUGAAAAUGAUGAAAAUGAAGCUGCUGAUUUUGGUUUUUGGAGAAGAUUUUCAAAGAAGGCAACAACUAAAUCUACAGGUGAAGAAGGAGAUGAAGAAGAGGAAGAAGAAACAGAACAAAAACAAGAAGUUAUUAGCAAGUAUCCAAUUGGUAGAUUCCACAAUUUAGAUUCUAUGGGUAAUUCUACUUUAUACAGUCAAUAUAGCAGUCAUUCCUAUGCAAGUCUUGAUCAAAGAAAGGCCCGUUCCUCUGAACUUGCUAAAACUAUUUCUGAAUCCACUACCUCAAACAAGGAAAAUGCUCGUUUUAUCCCUGAUGCCAACAUUCCUGCUCCAUUUAAAAAAUCAGAUAUCGAUCUUUUCUUAUAUGCUUUGAGUGAAGAAGAAGCUGAAGAAAAGAUUAAACAUAUUUAUCAAACUAUCAAGAAGAAUAUGAGUAGAAGAUUAUUAAUGAAUUAUGCUGGAGAUAAGAUGGAACAUAAGGGCUACUAUUCUCAUUUGAAGGAUGAAGAGAAAGCUAAAUGUAUUUAUCAAGAUGGUAUUAUUAGAACUGAAGAAGGUACUUUGAUCAAUGAUGACGUUUUGGUUGUUAGAACUAAAUUUGCUGUCACAUUCUAUUGUUACAAACUCAGACCAAUUCAAGUUGUUUUGAGAAUUUACAAAUCACCUGCAGAAGUUUUGUUAGGUUUUGAUAUUGAUUGUGCAACUAUGGGUUUUGAUGGAAAUCAAGUUUGGUCAAGUGCAAGAGCAAGAAGAGCUUUAAUGUAUCAUACUAAUCUUGUUGAUGUUGAUAGACAAUCUACAACUUAUGAAUAUAGAUUGUACAAGUAUAGUAAGAGAGGUUUCUCUGUUUCAAUUCCAGGUUAUGAUACUGCUAAAGUUCAAAAUCAAUUGUUACAAUAUCCACGUAGAUUCCCAUUCACUUCAACUGAAUAUUUGUUGCACGGUUUAGCAAGACUUAUUGCUUUUGAUAAUUCUUGUCGUGCUAAGAAUCCAAAACAUAUUUUAGGUGUUUAUGAUGAUCGUGAUCCAAAUGCAGCUCAAUUAAGAGAAGAAAAUAAGGCUCUCAUCCUUUCUGGUGAAUUGAAUGUAAAGUCAGACUAUCUUGAUUUGAAUAUUAUCAAAUCAUAUAAGUAUCCUCCAAGCUUUAUCUUUACUACUUUAGAAAAGACUCGUCAGAUUGUAUCACUUAUUAAUUUGAAACCUGAAGAACAAAGAGACAUUAAGAAUUGGCGUGAUAGAGAAAAGAUUAGAAGAACUUUCAGAAAAGGAGAAAGUGUUAAAUUUGAUAGUAGAUUGAAAAAUAAUACUAAUAUCAAAAUGGAAAGAGAUCCAGAUUGGAAACCUCACUUUAUUUAUUCUUUGAAUGAUAUUGAUACUGUUCUCAAUAGUGAAAAGUUUGAUGCAAGAAUCUCCAACAAGAUUCAAUUCCUUACCGUUGAUCCAGGAACUCAGAAAAUUGGUUCCUUCCAUCCAAAGGAUAUUAACUUUUAUAGAGAUGCCUAUCAACCAGUUCCAUUCUCUAAAUUACCAAUUUUGAAGGAAGCCAAGAUGAGAACUGUUUGGUUCAAGGCAAUGACUGAACUCCCUCCUCAACAUGUUAUCGACGAAAGAGAAAAACAUGUUAAGGAAAAUACAAACCAAUACGGUUUUUAUAAUGAUAAUAAGGAUUACACCAAGGAUCCAUUCGAAGAAAGAUAUCAAAAAUUCUCAAUGUCCAGACCAAAUCCAAAUUCACAAAACAUCUAUGACAAGUGGGUUCAAGAAGAAAUUUGGUUUGAAGCAUUCACACCAGAAGAAAGCAACAAGAUUGAACAAGAGUUUAGAAAGUUUAUUGUUUAUGGAAAUCCUGAAAGCUUUGCAAUUUCAGGAUCUGAACUUAUUGACUUCUCCUAUUGGAGACUCUUCCUUGAUAGUAACCAUCCAACUCAUCCAAACACUGCUGCUGCCUUGCAUAGAAAGAAUUUCUGUGAAUCUGGUCAUUACUUUGGAGGAAUUGAUGAAGAUCAAGUUGGUACUGUUACAACCCUCUCUUACAGAUCUUUCUAUUAAACAACUCAAUAAAUAUUGAUAUUAUCC
Molecule: messenger RNA, 3888 nt
Organism: Naegleria gruberi
Lineage: Eukaryota; Heterolobosea; Eutetramitea; Acrasida; Naegleriidae
Exons: 2
Coding region: 1-3861 (1286 amino acids)
Biological process (GO): protein homooligomerization
Molecular function (GO): protein binding
Source: RefSeq, a predicted model, not a curated record